Molecule: messenger RNA, 7996 nt
Organism: Acanthaster planci (crown-of-thorns starfish)
Lineage: Eukaryota; Metazoa; Echinodermata; Asteroidea; Valvatida; Acanthasteridae
Source: RefSeq, a predicted model, not a curated record
CGUUCAACGUCCUCAAAAUAGCAGUCGGAAUUUCCCAAAUGCGAGUAACUGCCGUAUUGGCAUAUAAUUUGUGUUCAUUUCAUAACAUUUUCAGCCCAAUCUCACAUGAACUAGCUAUUCGAUGCACGUAGCAACAUCGGCCAGGUUCAUACCUGCUUUGAUGUAACCAACAUCAUCAUGAUGCUUAUCUACUCUGCGGUUACUCUGUUAGUAUCAUUUGGACUUCCUGUGGCCGGAGACAAGAUAUGUCCACCAAAUGCGGUCAACAAUACUCGUUCUGCUUUUGGUAUGGCCCACUACGCUCAGCUAGGCGUGUGGCUACAAGUGCCUUGCCCAACCUUUAUCACUGGUGAAGUCGUAGAUCGAGUCGGUUGGUUCAAGGAAGCUGAUUCAACGACGCGGUUGAUCAGCCGUAUAAAAGGGGAAGACUAUUCAACGAGCGACAGGUACUCGUUUGGUACGACGGGCUUCAGCCUUGUCAUUAAAGGUAUAGAGGAGACUGAUGAGGGGAAAUAUCUGUGUCAAGUCAUACCUCGAGACACCAGGGACAGAACUGCGGAGAUUAACAUCAAAGUUAUUGGCGAAAAUUUUCCAGCGAGCAGUUUUGAUGAGACAUCUACUGCUACUAUCGAGCAAGGACGCAGACAGACUUUACAAUGUCAGUGCGCAUCACAGUCAGCCAUUGCACCAUCCGUAGUGUAUUGGUCAAUGGGAGAGGGCGUCAAAACAGAGACAGAUAUCAUUGGUGCACGCUUCUCUGAUGGCACCACCCUACAGAUUCAACAUGGUGCUGAUUACAGCAUUGGUAGCGACGCCUCUCUUGCAGUAAACACCCUGAACAAUUUACGAGAUAGCCAACAAUUCUGGUGUCAUGUAUUCCAACCGGACUCUACUCUAAGAAACUGCAUCGUUGAUGUUAGAAUUUCAGGUGAAAAGGAAACCAAUGGCAAUGCCCUGAGAGCGUCUGAGACAUCUUACUACUUGCAAAAAAGCAUGCAGCAAGUUCUCCCUUGCAUCAGUUGGACACCUGGUGACGCCGCUUGUGACGUUGAGUGGAUUAAGCUCGGCAACCCAGAGCGACAAGUUGUCAUCUACAACCUGUCGACCGUCGUCGUUGACUCUAGUCCUGCAUUUAAUCUAACAAGUGACUUUGGUCUGGUUAUUCAGUCACCUGAUGAUGACCACGAUGGAAAAUAUCAGUGUAGCGUGGGAGAAAGAAGCAAGGCAGUAAUUGAAGUCCGAGUGAUAGGAGAUCAGUUCCCAUUGGACAGUGGUAGUGCCAUAGAAGGUGACCCAGUGACCUUUAGACCUCAUACUAGAUUCACACUUCAUUGUCCUGCUCUGUCUGGCAUCGCAAGGACAAAGGGGACUUUGAUCUGGUCCUAUGGAUCACCGGAUGCUCAGUCAACCACUGUGAUUGGUACCUUCAAUCUACUAGAUGGUUCUCACACAAUGAACAGCUUAAAAAACCACAGCUGUCUUGGUGUAUCAACGAACAGAUCUCUCCUGCUGAACAACUGUUCCCAAGAUGGUGACGUCAGAUACUGGUGCCACGUCUUUCCUGCAAAUGACAAUCUAAUCAGGUCAUAUGUCUUAAUAAAAGUGUCAGACGGUGAAUUUGAAACAUCCCUCGCCCUCGUCAUUACUCUGGCCAUCAUUCUAGUCAUCUUCCUGGUUGCUGCUUCUGCUAUCAUUGUUUUCCUUACCUGGAGGCAACGCUCCAAGUCACUGCAUCACAAAGAUGACAAGGAGAGAGGUGACUACAAAAGACUUGACAAGCAAGAUUCUAUCAAAGAGUUGGACGUGAAGACGCUUGCCACCAAGGUCAAAAGUUUUGUGAUCCAGAAGUUCGGCAAGAUUCCUGUCACACCGUGGACUGACGGCGAUCUCGCAUGCUCUGCACCAAUAGAUACGGUUUACAAACCCUUGAGGAUUUUCAUCAACGCCUACGUUGGAGGUAGUUGCAUAAAAUAUCAAUUAGAUUCAGAGUCACAUAUCUUCAGUGAUGGCAUUUCAGAAUUGGCAAAUGAGCAUGUUAUCGUACAGGGCAGGGCGGGAAGUGGUAAGACUACCUGUCUGUACAGGUUACUGUAUGACUGGGCCAAUGGAAGGGAACAUGCCGUUUUUGGUUGCGACAGGAUGGUUUUUCUGUUCACUGCCAAAACGUUUAUUCGUGCCAGAUCAAUCGGCGAAGCAGUUGUUGAAAACAUGCUUCAAAGAGACGCAAACAUUUCCGCAGUAUCCAUUGAUAAGUACUACUCAAAAGACAAAAGCAAACUGACAAUUUUGAUCGACGGUUGCAAUGACAAAGAAGACAUUGACAGCGUCAUGGACAAAUUGACACACCAAGACCUUCUUGACUGCCAGUUAGUGUUGACCACAAGACAAGCAGAGCUUGCUGAGGUUGUGUCAAAAAAACAUAACAUGCGCCAUGUCACAAUUAUUGGGUUUACGCUCAAAAGUGCCAUUGAUUAUGUUAAUGCCGUGUUGGAUACUGUUGACGAAAGAAACAAAGCUACCCCUGAGCACAAACCAGACAAAACUAAAACCAAAGAACCGGGUUCCGCUGAUGUCCCGCAAAAUAAACAAUCAGAGUCACAAGAGCGGGAAGAAUCCGUUCCUCUUAGACAAGAGAAGGCCACACCCACUGAAGAAAAGGCGGAAACUGCCCAAACGCAAAGCCCUAAAAAGAAACGAAACCUUCACAAAUACUUAAAGGAAGACAUUCUUCCACCGGUCAUUUCAAGCCUUCCGGCUGUACUGACAGCUCUUUGUCAGAUGUCGAUCUGGACAAAGGGAGAUGCCUUUAAACCUGACGUUACCAUGGCUGAUUUGAUUAUUAGAGUGGUCAAAUGCUUGUUUGACAAAAAUGCUCAUGCUAAAGGAAAUGAUACCCGAGUUGCAAUCACUGAGGGAGACCAGCUCGAUCAGUUAAUCAAAGAUCAGCUUAACGUACUUGCAGAACUUGGUAGGAUGGCUCAUCCAAGACUGGUCGAAAGUUUUAAAACUCUUACAGACUUUGACAAAGAACAGUUCUUAAAAUCGUCUGAAAAGGGAGAGGAAGUUCUAAAAGUUGCAAGUCAAAUCGGACUUCUUUGUCACUUGAAAGUUGAAUCCAAGAACGAUUCUAUACAGCAAACUACGGAGGCUGUUUUAUUGCAAGUGUCAGAAGUAGAGGUAAGGAAGGGGUGCCUUUGUUGCCCGCAAAAGCGUCACAGUGAAACCGAUCAAGAAUUGCAGCCGACAGCGGAGUUAACUCCAUUGAAUGAACCUCAAGAUGAUAGGUAUUGUUUUGUCUUGGAGAUUCUCCAUGAUUUGUGUGUUGCUAUGUUCUUGGCCCAGUCUGUUAAUAAAGUGAACGAAUUAUUUGUAAUUGCAAGUAUUGGUGAACGACAAUACAUGGAAAGGUUUGCCUAUAUUUUGCACUUUGCCCUCCAGGACAAACAAUUUGACAGGGAUGCCGUUGUCAAACAUUUGGCAAAAAUGAUCGAAGGGGAGCAAGCUAGGCCCAACCGAGGUAGUCUGUUACAAGUAGCACCGCGAUUGCAGACGCUCGUAGAAGUGUCCCUGCAGGCAAAUUUCGAAGGGAAGUGUAAGGGAGCCAUAAACAAAAAACUUAAAGGGGUCUUCAGAGAAGGAAGGGUUCGCUUAAUUGGAAUCUCGAGUUACAAGCUGAGAUUGUUGGCGUACCUCUUCGAGCAUGCAACACCAGAAAAUGGCAGCAAGCUGAAUGCAACGUCUGUGGAGUUGUUCCGAAUUGGUAAAAAUGAGUGGUCGGAGAUUCAAGAAUGUAUUACAUCUUCUAAAUCCAAAGAAAAAAUAAAAAAGCUAGCAGACCUGCAGACGGACAAAGAGACCUCUUUGGUCACGAUCACCCUUCAAACUGAUCAAGAAAACAAACCCGUUGCUGAAGUUAACCAAUCCGGAACUGAUAAAUACCGGUCCCAGAAAGCACAGACGAGAAGUGAGCAACCAGACCCCGAGGCACCUGCAAGACAUUUUGACAAACGGAAUGACAAAUCACUUCCAACAGAACUAUCACCUGAAGACACCACCUCAACCAAUGGAGAUGAGAACUGUGACGAUAAAAAUCGUCAGUCAUCUGAUGUGGAUGCUGCAUCGUAUGAGCUAAUUGGCGGUACGAAGGAACUGGCUUUACUCAAAAGCCUGCGUGAGAGAAUAGAAUCUACAAACCCAGACAUGCCUACGUUUCCCGCUGAGCAGUCUGAUGGCAGUGUUCUUCACACGGUGCAGUCAAUGUGUCUGCAAGAGCUUGUUGAGUCACAGGGUGGUGAGUGCCACACUUCGGGUGCGUCGAGAGACUUAGCUCGUUACCUUCCUCGUCUGGAAAUGCUUGAAAGUCUCGUUCUUGUUGGGACUAUUUUCAGUUCUGACGCGAUUUGUGAUUUUGCGAAAGGUGCACACCAACUCAAGAACCUGAAGAAGUUGGAUCUUCGUCUGAAUAAGCUGUUUGAUGACAGAGCCUUCGUAGCGGUAACAAAUCUGCCUCUACGUGAUUGCCCAAAGUUGUCUGACCUUCGACUGUCUCUGUACAAAGUAACUAUCGCUGGGUUUGAUGAAGUCAAGAAGGAAAUGGACAAGAAUAAAGGAUGGCCUUGGGGAAAACUGGAGACACUGUAUCUGCUGCAUGGAUCACCUGCUGAGAAAUUGCUGAGAUUUCUUUCGGACAGUUUAAACUAUUUUCAUUUUGUCAAACGUUUUCAUCUUUCUGCUACUAAUCAGAACGAAAACAUACAAGAGGAUAUCCUGCAAGGGUUUGUGAAAAAUAUGACAACUGAAAAGAUCAUGCGAAAUCUCAAAGUCCUCUCAAUCAAAAACAUGGAAGCAGUAAAAGAAAGAUUGGCGUCUUUGAAACUUCCCAAAAAUAAGGGGUUCGGUCAACAGUUGAAACAACUUGGGACUGACUUAGGACUUAAAAGAACAAGCGGCAGAGGCGAUUCAGACACCAAACAGAAAGCAAAAGGUAACAGUAAGCAAAACAUGGUAAACAGCGCAGUGGACGAAGCCGAAAAGAAGAAAGGAUUAGAAAAUACAGUAAAGCAAAGUGAGACUACCGUUGACUUAAGCACGCCAAAUGAUGCCGCCAAAAAGGCGGGCGAAACCAAAGAGGAGCCAGGUAGUGGAAACACCGUAGGGCAAAGAGUGGCAAGCGGCUCUUCCAAUGGCGGGACAGACACAGGAGAAUCAGUCGGUGGUAGUGCCACUGGGAAAACACCGACAGACGGCGUUGGCGAUCCUGUUGUAGACACACAGGGAGACACUGUUCGCAAGACUGCUACUAGACAAAAAAUGGAAAACGAAUCCGCCCAUCCAGCUGCAGAUUACACAAGUAAUACAAUUGGCAAGACAGCCGACACCCAAAUAAAGCAAAGCAACGACGGCGAUGCUAUGGCAGACAAUGCAGGGGUCGAUGAAACGACUAAGGCCCAAGUCAGGGCGACAUUUAUGCUCUAGUAUAGACAGUUCUCUCGUCGGGAUGCCCAGCAAGUGGGUGAGUCAAAGACAUGAAUUAUUCAUGAGGCCAUAUUGCUCAACUGAACUCCGUUGACCCAGCACAUUCCGCCUACGCGCAGUUUAUGGGGAGGUGUGUGUGUGAACCGUGACCGUGAUCUGAUGAUCACACCUUUCCGAUCAUUCUGCUGGCGCAAUUUUGAUGAACGCAAACAGCUAGCAUCCAGUAUUAUUCAUGUCAGAAAAUCAACUAUCAUGAAAUACUAAAAAUUCAGUUGUGCAUAAUUUCUUUGCCUGUAUUGUUAACUAAGUGAUCUUUCACUCGGUUGCAGUACACUGUGAAUGGUAUACAUGAUGUGUGUGCAUGUAAAGUGUUUCUUGGCUUGGCUUCGCGAACGAAGAUCAUAAAGGUAGUAGCCCACGUCCAUAGCAAGCCUUCCCCGAUGAGGCCGAUGCGGGAUCGGCAGGGCUAGCGGCAGUGGCAGCAAAAAGAUCUGGCCGGGGUUUAGUGCUACAUCUACAUGUAUAUGCUACAGCAAAGGACACGUAUAGACAAACUCCAUCACGCUCCAAUACCAUUUGCAUUUAAUGAAGUGCUCCCUGUAGUAGAAGCUGUUGUCAAGGAUCGGCUUAAGAAUUCAUGCAUGCUGUACUCUUCAAAUCGGACUUUUUCUGAUAUGCACAAUUGUUAAAAAUCUUUCUACCGACUUUGUGAGUGUCCAAAUUGGAUCAUAUACCCAGGAGUCGAACUUGAUCAUGUGCAUAUAUAAACUAUUCAGAAACUGGUGAGGGCACUAAAUUUCAAGAGAAAGUACGCGUUUUGCAACUAUCCAAAAUGUAACCAAUAAAGUUAUUGUUUAAACCUGGUUAUCUUCUUUUCUCAGCAUAUAAUACGAAACAUUCACAGGAUAAAACGUCAAGUGAUCGGGUUGCAGUCACGGUACACACAGGUACUGUAUGUGUGUACAGGCGGUACGUAUGCUGAGACAUUGGAGUUCAGUUGAUUAAGAAGUAGGCCUCAUAGAUAACUCAUGUUAUUUUGACUAACCCCCCUACGGAAAAAAAAAAUAUUGCCCGGCAUGGUUGAAAAAUACUCUGACAAAAGUAGUUUUUCGUGCCACCUGCUAUAUCCAAUUUCUUAAAUCCGCUGAAACAUAUUUGGUGGAAUAAUUGUUGAAUGGUAAAUCAGAUCGAGGUCUUGGGCUUAAUUUUACUGUACAGUUUGCCUGAUAUUUGGAGUUUUUCAUCAGAUUCGUGGUACCCAUAUACGAUUUAAUCUUUUAGAACGGAGUCGCUUAAAAGCAGAAUCAUGUGAUUAUUUUGCAGUGCCACAAAUAAAAAUAUAGAACAAGGUUUGGGCUGUAAUUCCUUUUCAAAGUGUGGCGAAAAAAGUUUUGAAGUCACGAAGUGACUGUAACUGUAACUUUAACGUAAGAAUUGUGUACAUGUAAUAUUGACUGAACUGAAUCAAAGCGUGUGUUUUAAAUUGAACAGUUUAUUGUAUAUUGAGUAACAAUCACAGCCCAGUAACUUUUAAUUCGGUCAUCCUGGCAGGGGUAAUAGAAAGGACACUCUUAGGAAUUGAAAUACGCACACACCGGUAAUGAACAGAUAUUUUCAGACUUUCAACUACUAAAAGCACUUAUCAUCACUCAAAAAGAGAAAACUUUGUAAAGCCAUGAAUAUACAAUUCUGAAUUUUUACUACAGAUGUACAUAAGAAUCAUGAACAUCGACCAUAAUAUAUCGUAUGGUACCCUGCCCCCCUUUUCAAAUUUGAAUGGCCGGGCAAGUUGCCCCCCCACCUUUCCCAAUCCCCCAUUUCCUGCAUAGAUUUACGCCGCUGAAUGUUUAUCAUACUUCAAAAGAUAUUCAAGGAGAGAAACAGUGGACGGAUUAACAAACAGAAGCGCUGUGAUCCUGCUGUGUGUCAAUAUUCUGACUUUAUACAAGCGUUAAUUGAAAAUAAUCCUUCCUUGACACGUUUGCUUUUCGUUAUGACUAAUGCAGCUGUUUUGAUUUAGAGAAUUUAGCAAUUCUCGAGGAUGAAACAUUCUUGCAAAGCAUAACACCAAAUAAAAACAAGUUUGUGGACUUUUUACUCAGCUCCUGACGGAACAGCUUAUAUUGGUCCAAGAUACGUAAACUUUUAAACCAUUUAAUUAUUGUGCAGUCAUUACAGUGAGUAAGAUUGCCUGACUGAGUUUGCUGGUGCAUAAAAGAGUUCAAUUUUGAUCAUAAGUAUGAAUAUUUAAUGCGCUACAAACAAAUGUUCAAUUGUAUAAAUAUCAUUUCAAACGUAAUUUUAAAUAUUGCACGAACAUUUCAAAAUGGUACAUUUAUUCUGUAUUCAGUCACGAACAUUUGACUUUGUAUGACAUAGCACUGUUGAAGAGAAUAGUGGCGAGCUUUGGCUGUUUGGAAUCUGUUUGAUAAAAUUGAUAUUUGAUUAGUCUCCUUGAGCUCUGUAAGUAGAGAUGUUCACAGUACAUGUAUAAACUGAGAUUUAUUUGGUGUCGAGAACA